UGCAAACAGUUGUUGCAAAUUCUAAAGAAUGAUGUUUAGAGAGAGAAAAAGCCGAAGCUAGCUUUGAAGGGUGGGUCAAUGGAGAGACGGAUGGGACGAUGUCCAUCCUGCCCGUUUUUUUAAAAAAAGUAUAAAAAUCAAAAAACAAAGGAAAUGAUGACCGUACUUUUUUUUGAAGAUUAUUCGGCCAUGGCGUCGUCUACAACGGCUCUGCGUGAAUCGCGGAACAACACGCAGGCAUCUCGGGGCACUCCCUGAACCGCCCACCUUCUCUGCGCUGGAAAAUGGGUUGACAACCGCCGGAAAAAUCGAUUCUUUUAGAGAUAGAGAGAGAGAAAGAAAAGGGAACAUGGCUCUGUUAAAAACAAAAGGGAAGAUUGGAGAGAGGUUGAAGAGAGUUUUCAAAACGGUUGUGUUUUUGGUGAGUUUGUUCGCCUCUUUGCUCGUUUUCUCAGCGCCCACCGUCGUCGCCAUUGCCGAUGCUUUGGUGCCGUGUGCUCUUCUCUCCGCAUUUACUCGCGCCGGGUCAUGGCAUUCUGUUAAGGAUCAAUGGCAGGGAUAUGGCUUCAGAACUUCUCUCCUUGAUGUGCCCAUUCUCUCUCUAGCUCGAUCCUUCCCAAUCAUAUGUGUUUACUCCUUAUGUGAUGUGCGUGGACUCUCUCAGGGCCCUUAUCUUGGAACUGCAACAAUAUGCUCCUUGUUCUCUGUUGCCCUUCUGUCAGUGAAGGCCUGUCUCUUUAUUGGAAGUGCUGAAACUGAGCUUGGAGCUAUGGCCACAUUGGCGGCACAAAAGCUUCACUUGAAGCAGUCAUGGGGGAUGCCUGUUCUGUUCCUCUCUUCCCUUGUUUUGGCUCUUGGCCACGUGGUUGUUGCCUAUAGAAUCAGUCGCAAAGCUCGACGGAUGCUUCUCUUUCAUCAUGUUGAUCCAGAGGCUGUUUUGACCUGCAAGCAUGUAUUCUCUGGGUACCAGAAGGUGCCCCGUUCACCGACUCCUGGAACUGGGAAGGGCUCAAGGAGUGACAAUGUGACAAAGAGUGGAGCAUCAAGAAUGGGAGUAGCAACUGCCAAUGAAGGAAUGCUCCCCAUCAGGUUGCUUGCCGAUGUAGAUAGCUUUUUCAUGCCAUGCCGAGGCCUCAUCCUUCAUUACAAAUUCUCCCAUCCUUCAGCUGCAGCUGCUAAAUCAGCAUCACCUUUCGUUACUCGAUCCUUGUCCUCCUCUGAGAAUGGUCGCUUCUUUUGUACCACACCUGGAAGGCUUAAAACAGAGAGACCAGUUUUUGUAACUCCCAAUUCCCACCAUCUUAAAAGGAGCUUAAGUAAUUAUUUUAACAGUUCCUCCCUUUAUGCACCAUUGUUGUCUGAUUCUGAUGCUUGUGCUGACCAUAUUCCGGCUCUAAAAUUGGAUGGUGAUGGUAGUGAUCAUGGUGCAUUUAUGAAAAGCUAUUGCGAUGGGCUUGGAGCGAAUGGCUCUUAUGGUGUAGUGUUGGUGCAUGGAUUUGGAGGAGGGGUGUUUUCAUGGCGGCAUGUGAUGGAUCCCUUAGCUAAGCAGGUGGGGUGUUCUGUGGCUGCAUUUGAUAGGCCAGGAUGGGGUUUGACUUCUCGUCCACAUAAGGCUGAGUGGGAGGUGAAACAGCAGCCUAAUCCUUACAAGCUUGACUCUCAGGUUGAUUUGCUUCUCUCCUUCUGCUUGGAGAUGGGCUUCUCUUCGGUGGUUAUUGUUGGUCAUGAUGAUGGUGGGCUGCUUGCCCUAAAGGCUGCUGAGAGAGCCCGUUCAUUUCCCGAUUCAGUGCAGGUUGAGAUCAGGGGAGUGAUUCUUCUAAGUGUGAGCCUUUCGAGAGAAGUGGUUUCUGCCUUUGCUCGGAUACUCCUCCAUACGUCCUUGGGGAAGAAGCAUGCUGUUGGACGUCUACUUCGUAUGGAGAUAACCCAAGUCAUUAAUCGUCGUUCAUGGUACAAUGCUGCGAAGUUGACCGCAGAAGUUCUUAAUCUCUACAAGGCACCACUUUGCAUAGAGGGGUGGGACCAAGCUGUGGGUGAGAUCGGGAGGUUGUCUUCUGCAAACACCCUCUCCCCAGCACAGGCUGACCUUCUCUUGAAGGCUGUUGACGACAUCCCCGUUUUGGUCAUCAUGGGUGCCGAGGAUGCUCACGUUCCUCUCAAAUCAGCACAAGUUUUGGCAUCAAAGCUUGCAAAUUCUACACUAGUUGCAAUAUCUGGAUGUGGGCAUCUUCCACACGAGGAGUGUCCAAAGGCAUUAUUGGGAGCCCUCACCCCUUUCGUAUCAACAACUCUAUUCUCUUCUCAUCAUCAUCACAACAAUCACAAUCUCACAUGAUUUGUUUGUAUUAUUAUUCUUUCUUGUUUUACAUCUUUUUUCCUUUGAUUGGAAUUUUUUGAAGGUUUGUUCUUCCUGUUUUUGUUUUUUUUGUUUUUCUCCGGAAUUUAUUCACGUAAUAGUGGGAGGGGCCUAGGUUUGUAUUUUGGUGUGGAAUUGGAGGUUACCCAGGUAUCCCUUUGCCCCUCUCCCUAGGUAGGAUCCCAUUGUGCUUUCGAUUAAAGGAAAUGGAAGGCAUAAUUCCAUUUGUAUAUUUUUGUUCCCAUCGGCGUCAGGUUUUGUCCAUCUUAACAGCAUUCUCUCUCUCUCUCUCUCUCUCUCUGUGAAAAAGUUGGAUUCCAAAGUAGCUGGACUCCAUAGUACCAAACAGGUGCUUGAACCAUCAUUUUGUCAGUGAUGUCCUCACAAAAGACAUUACAUGAGUGUAUGACAACUUGAAGAAUUGGAAAUUUCUCUUGCCUGAUAUAA
This is a messenger RNA of Amborella trichopoda, 2803 nucleotides long. RefSeq lists its product as uncharacterized. The record is from RefSeq and is a predicted model, not a curated record. Lineage: Eukaryota; Viridiplantae; Streptophyta; Magnoliopsida; Amborellales; Amborellaceae.